Trichophyton rubrum CBS 118892 is the source of this 2648-nucleotide messenger RNA. RefSeq lists its product as uncharacterized. Gene Ontology annotation, molecular function: asparagine-tRNA ligase activity; ATP binding. Lineage: Eukaryota; Fungi; Ascomycota; Eurotiomycetes; Onygenales; Arthrodermataceae. The record is from RefSeq and is a predicted model, not a curated record. Gene Ontology annotation, biological process: asparaginyl-tRNA aminoacylation. The transcript has a single exon. Gene Ontology annotation, cellular component: mitochondrion. The coding region runs from base 1084 to 1881 and encodes 265 amino acids.
ACUGAGACCCGAUGGGCCCAUUUUCUGGAAGGAUGGGACCCCUCUGGGCGAGCUCAGUUGGGAAACGUUCGACUGUUCUAUACCGAAGGUGCCUCUCAACCACACCAACACGAUUUAGUGACCUUCAAACCAACCCGAUCACACUUCGAUGUGCGCAGAUAUUUGAACAAUCAAAAUCAGCUACAGGGCCAAGCUCCCUCGAUCACAAGGAACUACGUGUGCAGGGCCAUGUCAGGUUUCUCAGGAAGCAAAAACGCUUUGCAUUUGCGCAUAUCUCGGACGGUUCGUCCCUCCAACCAAUCCAAGCAGUCUUGACCCCAGAACAAGCAACAAAGUACGUCCCGAGCCUCAGAAUACAACAUAUUGCCCGUUUAGAACCACUUGCUAGGGCUGAGAAAUCAAUCAGUUGUCGCGGAGAGUAAUUGACGUUGCGUAGCUUAACUCAGGGUGCUGCAGUUGAGGUUACAGGGAUAUGGCAACCAAGUCCUCCGGGCAAACAGCAAUCCCAUGAGCUUCAAGCAACAAAAGUUGACAUUGUGGGAGAGGCGGAUCCUGCGGUAAAUUCCUUUCCCCCCUCCUGCAUAUAUUUGUGUUUUGUUUAUAUUCUAUAUAUGAUUUUCGUCUGUUUGCCUUAUUAUGUCAUUUUGCUAACAAGCGUCACCUUCAACCCAGACAUACCCGAUCCAAAAGAAAUUUCACACGCCAGAUUUCCUUCGCCAGUUACCACAUUUACGCCUACGUACCCCAUUCAAUGCCCUUCUCUCCCGAUUGAGAUCUGAGUUCAUAUACCAAGUGACAGAGGAAUUCCGCUCCCACCGUCAUCUCAAUUUUGUCCAAGUUCAGCCACCAUUAAUUACCUCCUCUGAUUGUGAAGGAGCAGGGGAAGUUUUUAGUAUAAAACCUCGAGAUUUCGUGACUGAGGAAGGUAAGGCGAUUGAGUUUUUCAAAUCGCCUAAAUAUCUUACCGUUUCAUCACAAUUACAUCUUGAAGCUUACGCGGCAGAAUUGGGUAAUGUUUGGACUCUGUCUCCCACCUUCCGAGCAGAGAAGAGCGACACACCCCGCCACUUGAGUGAAUUCUACAUGCUCGAAGUAGAAAUGAGCUAUAUGGAUUCCCUCGAGCCGCUCACUGCCUUCGUGGAAACGCUUCUACGCAAUACGACUCAAAGAGUUUAUAACUCCCCGGUGGCGCGAGAGCUUUUCAGUUUUAAAGUUGCCGAUGACCUGACAAAGGAUACCAGCAUUGCGGAUCUAGAAAAGAGAUGGAGGGCUUUAAUGGAGGGUCCCCGGUGGCCACGUAUUACAUUCGCACAUGCGAUUAAACACCUUGAUGAGGCUGUCCAUACAGGUCGAGUCGCAUUUGAAUUCUCUCCAUCCUGGUCGGGGGGGCUGCAGCUUGAGCAUGAAAAAUUCCUUGUUGAUACAAUUGGCAAAGGUUUGCCUAUUUUUGUUACUGACUACCCUAAGGCUGUCAAACCAUUCUAUAUGUUACCUUCAAGCGGCUCGUCUAACGAAAACGGGGAGACGGUUGCAUGCUUUGACCUCCUUCUCCCGGAGAUAUGUGAGGUAGUUGGCGGGUCGCUCCGUGAACAUAGACUUUCACCGCUCAUCCAAAAUAUGCGCGAGCACGGCUUGCUGAAACUGAAAGAUUCAACGCCUGAACCCUCUGCUGCCGUUGACGCCAAGGCUCCCUACCCUCAUCUCCUCGCUAAUGAGGAAUUAGGCUCGAUCCAGUGGUACGCAGACCUGCGAAGGUGGGGGACCGUACCACAUGGCGGAUUUGGACUAGGCUUUGAUCGCUUCGUCGGGUAUUUGGCUGGCGUAUCCAGUCUCAGAGACCUUGUCCCCUUCCCCAGGCAUUUUGGAAGGGCGGAUUGCUAAACGACUGCGUGUCUUGGUAGUCUCCACCGGCAUACUUGUACGAUAUAUAUAGAAGAAGGGACGGGUUGUACAAAUAGAUUCAACAAUUGUUUUUUGUUUUUGGUUGACCCGCAAUAUCCAUCAGGUUCGUUUCCGCCUGAUGUUUGUUUCCAUGGAUAUCUCCGAAUCCAUGGUGAAUGAACACCGCAGGCAAGUGAUUUACAUAUCAUUUCCAGCCCUUUUUUCUGGGGUAAGGCACGUCAAAGCAUAUUGGGUUCUCACCUCUUUUCUUGUCUUCAGUGUGAUCCAUAUGACAGGUUCUGUUGAAUUUAAGUCUUAAGGAUAUAUCCACAUGCCUCAACAGGUGAUAGCGUUCGGUGUGUGGUUGCGUAACGGAAUGGGAACAGGCAAAUGGCAUCUCUGUGACCCAAAACCGGAGAUAAAUAAUAUAUCCCUCCUCAUCUGCUCAAAGGAAGAUAUAAGAAAACGACAAGACCUUGGAGCUCUUGGCGCUUAUGGGAUAGGGCGAAAGUGAAACUGGGGGGAUGAUCGCUUUGCCCUUAUCUGUGUCAAAGUUGGCCGUCUAUUUUUGCUUGAUCAAUCAUCAUUGACUGGUAGUCCAUAUAUCCUCCCUUCCCAUCUGAAGGUGAUUGAUUGAUCGAUGAUUUGACCAACCCUUCACGCCACGACAUCAUUCCUAGUCGGACCGCAAAGGAAGCCUUCUUACUCCUUUCAAAAGGAACGAGGGCCAACCCGUCCGCUUGGGUUUUUUUUUUUUUUUUUUUUUU